Messenger RNA from Helicoverpa armigera (cotton bollworm), 4617 nucleotides. RefSeq names its product protein deltex (gene dx). The transcript has 10 exons. Gene Ontology annotation, biological process: protein ubiquitination; Notch signaling pathway. Gene Ontology annotation, molecular function: zinc ion binding; ubiquitin protein ligase activity. Gene Ontology annotation, cellular component: nucleoplasm. Bases 341 to 2053 code for a protein of 570 amino acids. NCBI's taxonomy places the organism in Eukaryota, Metazoa, Arthropoda, Insecta, Lepidoptera, Noctuidae. The record is from RefSeq and is a predicted model, not a curated record.
GCUUAUGCUGCUGUGUGCCAGUGCCAGUUCAUAACUGUCACUUCAGAUAAUUUACUCUCAAUAAAAUUGGUUUCGUUUAAUCAGUUAUUAGUCAAUAACGCUUUAAGAGGAAAACCCUUCAGUGCAUAAAGAAUUUGAGUGGAAACUUGGAAAAAUGUGUUUUAAGCUAUUGCAAAUAUUACCUUCUCACAGGAAGGAGACAUUAUGACCAGUAGCAAGUGGUCGUUGUUUAUAGUUAUUCUUUAGGAAAUGUAAUCGAAUACUCAAAUAUCACGCAGCAGUCGGCCAAUACGGAUUGUUUGGAUGAUUUAGCGACAACAUCCCGAUGUCAUAAGAGAAGAUGUCAGCAGUGCACUGUGUAGUGGUGUGGGAGUGGCAGUGCAAUGGACAGUGGCUGCCGCACACUCCCGGCGUCACUCGGACUCUGGAGCGAGCACAUGCCAAGAAACUGACAAGGGUGGUGCUCGCUGACGCUGAUCCUGUGCUGAGAGGACAUUACGUGAACCUCAGAACACUCACACAGUGCCUAGAUACACCAGAGGGUGGGAGUGCAGAAUGUGACGUGCGUCGGUCGUGCUACGGCGUGACGUCGCCCGCCGGCCGCGGCCUGCGCUGGGAGUGGGCGCCCUUCGUGUCGCCGCCGCUCGGGGGAGAGCUCAACUAUGAACCCUUGCCUAUGGAGGUGCAGUGCCUGCUGGAGGAGGCGCGGGCGCGGGGCGCGGAGUCGGCGGCGUUCGAGGGCUGGGUGGCGUCGCUGCCGCGCAUGACGGCGCGCGGGCCCGGCCUCGCGCUGCUGCGCCGCGCCGCCACGCAGCCCUACCCGCGGGCGAGGCUGCCGCCGCCGCACCCGCCGCCGCCGCCUGAACGACAGCCUCUUGAAGGUCGUCGCCCCCACAUUCCCCAGCAGCACACGGGGUCCAGCGUGCACUCGGUACAGUCCGUGCAGUCGAGCCACUCCGCGCACUCGGCGCAGUCGGCGCAGUCCAGCCAGUCCGCCGGCGCGGCGCCCGCCAGCACCACCAUGCCGCGGCAGGGCGCCCGCAGCGCCUCACCCCGGGACCGCAAGCCCGGCCUCGCGAGACAGAUAUUGCAUAACUUGAAUAUUUUUGGUCACAACAACAAGCAGUCCCCGCCAGCGGCCAGCAGCACACACAGCGAGGAGCUGUCGGAGGAGCAGCGCCACACCGACACCGAGUGCAGCAGCACGCGCUCGGGCCGCCGACACAGCGUUGACACCGUGUCCACGUACCUCAGUCACGAGAGCAAGGAGAGCUUGCAGCAAGCGUCAGUGGGCGAGCUGCUGAACUGCAGCGGCAGCAGCGACGACGUGUUCGAGCCCGCGCCGCCGCCAGACCUGCCCGCCAACGACGGCACCAUCGUCGGCGUAGAUGACGACGCGGCGGCGGUGUGCGUGUGGGUGCGCGCGGCGCCGUGCCCGCAGUGGGGCGCGCUGUGCCCCGCCUGCAUGGCGCCGCUCGACGCCUGCGCCGCGCCCGCUGUAGCACUCGCGCACUGCCAGCACCUGCUGCACCUGCACUGCCUCAACGCGCAGCUGGAGCGCCAGCGCGCCGCCGCCGUGCCGCUGCACAUCGAGUGCCUCGUGUGCGGCCGCAGCUACGGCCGCGCGGCCCCGCCCCCGGCGCCCGCCCAGCCGCGCGGCAGCAUGGCCUGGGCGCUGCAGCCCGCCGCGCUGCCGCAGCACCCGCACACCACCUCCUCCAUACUCGUCACAUACAACUUCCAGUCAGGCCGACAGGGUCCGCAGCAUCCAGAGCCGGGCGCUCCAUACUACGCGGUGGGCUUCCCGCGACACUCGCUGCUGCCCGACACGCAGCUGGGCCGACAGGUGCUGUCGGCGCUGCGCGCGGCGUGGGAGCGCGGGCUGCUGUUCGCGCUGAGCACGUCGCAGACCACGGGGCGCGAGCACGUGGUGACGUGGCGCGUGCCGCCGCCGCCCUCCGCGCCGCAGCACUACGCGCCGCCCGCGCACCCCGAGCGCCUGCUGCGCCACUCGCUCGCCCGACUCACGGCGCUACUGCCGCACCAGGACUGAGCCGCCCCAACCUCCGGCCCCCAACACUACGUGCCACCCUCCCACCCUGAUCGAAGCCUCAUAAGCCUAUGUAAGUCCUCUUGCUAACAAUACAAAACGUAGUACAGCGUGACAAGCUCGUUAGAGACACUCCUCGUCCACGCGGGGAACGGCACGUAGGCAGCGGUGGUGAUUCCAAGUAUGAGCGUUACUGGGUCAUCUGACAGAACUGUCAGUGAUGGGUCAUCACCAUGCCCCCGAUUGUAUUCUUUCAUUUCAAAUUAAAUUCCCCGGUAGUAGGACAGAAAGAAAUAUUGUUAUGUGUGAAGCGUGAAGCCAUUUUAUAUUGAAUGUAUUGUGUUAACCAUAUUUAGCAAAUUCAAUAAGUAAAUGAGUACAGUUCUGAGGUCGUAGAGAAUGUGAAUAUUUCCCAUAUUUUUAUAAUAUUUUUGUCAACGUCACAUUUUAAAUACUUUUAUGAAGGAAUUGGGAACAAACCUUUGCAACGUCGCUACAAGACGUCCCAUUUGCGUUCGCUUGAAUGCAUAUGAACAUAAAUACUCCCUAACGAACGAACGAACGGAAUUGACUGAAUACGGAAUUGAUAUACGUAAAGACAUUAUUUUUAUAAGCUUAUCAUAAAAACUAAUAUUUACAUCAUCGACCCACAGUGGGUUACUAUUAUUCAAAUGCUACAAACAAUUGAAAUCGACUUGAAUAAAGAGCCAUGACAACGAUCACUAGUAUAUUAGAUAGCUGUAUUGUUAUAGUUAUGGCAUAGUUAUAUUUAUAUACACAUAUAAUAUUUUACCUAUUUUGUGGGUAAGUUAUAUCUCAGACAAUCUGUCUUCCAGAUAAUGUAAUGUGUCUUCCUAUUCAUGCAUUAUUCCUAAGAGACUGAUAUAUAUUAUAUCUCUUUGUUAUACAAGUAUUAUAUUAGGUUAUAUAAAUAUAUCGACAAAUGGGUAUUAAUCAUGUUCAUACAUAAGACACUAUGCAUUUAUUGUAACUUAUAUAUCACAAUAUUAUUGUUGUUUAAUUUAUGCCCAUUGCCUAAGAACAUAAGCCACCGUAUUAGGCAUUGUAAUAAUAAGCUUUUAGUUAGUUAUUCAAAUAUAGUUUAAGUUUUUGGUCAAUUCUAGAAUGGUACUCAAAAAUGGAUCUUAAAACUGCGCCAUAAAGCAUACAUUCCAAUGCUUUUGAACGAGCUUUAAAUAAAAAUUAACCUUUGAGUAUUGUUUUAGAACGUAGACAUGAAAGUCUUGCCAGUUAGAUGGAUAUUAGUUAUUGCCACACGUGUGAAGAUGGCGCUAGCGUCGCUCGGCUCGUUUGAGUUAUAUAUGUACAAUGUGAAAGAAGAAUAUUCUCAUUAUGAACAUUAUCAAACAUAGUUAUAUAAAGACUGAGUAACCAUGUCAACAUAACUAUUUGAUUAUUCUGGAAGCCGGCCCCAACAUAGUUGGGAAAACGCUCGGAGGAUGAAUCAUCAUCAAUAUCGAAUAUCAAUUCGCGACGGCACACAUGAUAUGGUACCUAUUCUGAUUUCAAUAUUUAUGUGUAUCAAGUCAGAAAUAAGCAGGUUAGCGCCAUCUAGGAUCACGACGCUCAAUCUCCACUGUGCCUUAGUAGAUUAGAUCUAAGAAUUCCAUAGUUUUUAGAUAACUGCUUUAGGAAUAUUUAGUAGAUUGUUCGAAUGCCGCAUAUUACCUUUCCAAACUGAAAUAAGUAUUUUGUUAUUAUUGGCAACUAUUUUUAAACUUUUGAUUAUUUGUGUAUAAGUAAUAAGUUAAUAUGCAUUUAAAUGUUAUUCUAAAAUAACAUAGUAGUUGUUGAGUUGAUAAGUUUUCCAAUGUAAACGUAAUAGUUUACGUCAAUUUACUCGAAUAUUGUCUAUAGUGUAGUAAAUAAUUAUAAAUAUUAAUUAAUGUAAUAUGUCUUCCGAUGUAACAUUCUUCCAAUAAGCUUUACUAUUAUAGUUAGUUUUAGACAUCCAGCUAUUAUUUACAAAUAUUAUGUUUAGAUAGAAUGCUUUAUGCCAGUUAAUAAGGCUUGUAAUUGUAAAAUCAUCAAUCAAUAUAACAUUAUAAUUUAUGUUUGACCAGGUAUUUACACAAAAUGUUUUAUUUGAAAAUACACAAAAUAUUAUAAAACUAGCCGUUUUCCAGCGGUUUCACCCGCGACUCGUGGGAACUACUGUUACUCGGGAAGAGUGUAGUGACCAACAGUGAAAUAUUUUUUAAAACUAGUUUUGGAGCCUUUUUACUAUAUUAGUAUAGAUUAAAAAGACAGUAAUACAUUCCUUACAAAUGCUCGGAACUAUAAAGUUCGUUUAAUUAAUUCCUAGUAAAAAUAGUUGUUUCUCAUAUUUUCGAACAAAUAAUGCCAUUGUAAUUAUCUUUUAUAUAAUUUGUUGCUUCGAUGCAAUAUCGUUGAGUAAAUACUGGUUGUCUGUGAGCUGAGGCUGCGCCCGCGCCGCCCGACGCGUCUGCUUGCCAAAGUUCAACACUCGCGCAAUCUACGCGGUUACGUGUUGUUUACAUUGAUAGCGAGAGAUAUUACACUGUUUAUUUUUAAAUAUACCUAUU